UAAGAAAAAAGUGGGUAGUGACCAUCCUCCAGUGGGACGCUGGCCUUUAUAACGUCGAAUGACCCUCCAUUUGGCCUGGAAACGUUAACGUCAAAAAUACAUACUUGGGAAACGGCAGGGACACAAAACCUGAAUUCUUCACCUUUUUGAUAAAUCCCUUCCACCCCCCAACCCUCCAACCAACAGACUUGCAUUAUUCCAACCGAUCAGUAUCCCUCCUACGAAUCAUUGCCACUUUUUGCAACCAUCAUGUCGCGAACUAGAGUUCUGCUGGUCGGAGCUGCGGGCGAAACGGGCGGCUCUAUUGCGAACGGACUGCUCGAGAAUCCCGGCUUUGAGGUUCAUGCCCUCGUCCGUCCCCGUUCGGUUCAGAAGCCUGCCAUCGUAGCCCUGCAAGAGCGAGGCGUACAAAUCCGCAAAGGCGAUCUCAAGGGCCCCGAGAAGUCCCUCGCCGACGUCUUGACCGGAAUCGAUGUCGUUGUCAGCUGUGUCGGGCCUGCGGAACAGCAGGACCAAAUCCCGCUCGCUAAGGCCGCAAAGAGUGCCGGAGUCCAGCGAUUCAUCCCAUGUGGAUUCAUUACUGUGGCACCGCCCGGUGGGAUCAUGUGGUUGAGAGACGAGAAAGAGACAGUGUACAACCACAUCAAACAGCUCCGACUUCCUUACACCAUCAUCGACAUCGGUUGGUGGUACCAGCUUUCUUACCCCCGCCUCGGUUCCGGAAGAACCGACUAUGCCAUGACUACAGCGAACAACGAAAUCGUCGGUGAUGGCAACACUCCUCUUGCCCUGACGGACCUCAGAGAUAUUGGACGCUACGUCGCCAAAAUCAUUGUUGAUGACCGCACGCUGAACAAGAUGGUCUUCGCCUACAACACGGUCUUGACGCAGAAUCAGAUCUAUGACCUUCUGGAGGAGAUCAGCGAGGAGAAGAUCCAGAGGAACUAUAUCCCUGAAGAGACCAUUUACACCAGAGUGCUUGCAGCACGGCAGUCUAGUGAGACUUAUCCCUUCGACCCUGUCAAAUUCAUUCCCCGAUACCUGGCCGAAAACCAACUGUCAUGGGGUGUCCGUGGCGACAACAACCCUGAGUACGCCAAGUACCUAGGCUACUUGACCUCCAAGGAUCUGUAUCCCGACUUCGCUCCUCACGACUUCAGGGAAUAUCUUGAGACGGUUGUCCGAGGCACGGCUAAGGGUGUCUACACCGACCGGGUAAUCUCCAAGGCUCACCAACGGAUGUUCCCUCGGACCGAAUCGAGCGAUUCGCUUUACACCCGGAUAUUCCCGAGAACGGAAUCUAGCGACUCUCUCUACAUGUCGAGGUAAUCGGGACAUGCAUUUUACUUUCAAGCAAAAGGAUUUUGAGGCGACGCUAGACGUGCCUCCUGGGACCCGGCGCGAUGUGUAUAUGACACCAUUUGGUCGAAGCCACGCUAUGCGUUGAUGGCUUCAUUCUCUUCUCUGCCUUAUUUCGCUUUACACGAACGGUUUUAUUAUUUCCGUUUCUUUCUAUUCCCUGGGGGCUCUAGACUGGCGUUUUUGUAUCUAUGAUGGCUUAUGGUUGUCUGAGUGGGUAAGACUCACCACUCAUUUCUUUGAUUUACCAAUGUAUCUGAGGGGCUUUUGACCUUGAUUGGACGAUAUUUCCGUUUAAGCCAGAACUUACUUCUACUUAUACCCAUGCGAUUUGAAUCCAACCUAGACGUGAUCCACACA
Molecule: messenger RNA, 1719 nt
Organism: Aspergillus welwitschiae
Lineage: Eukaryota; Fungi; Ascomycota; Eurotiomycetes; Eurotiales; Aspergillaceae
Product: aromatic alcohol reductase
Exons: 4
Coding region: 250-1329 (359 amino acids)
Molecular function (GO): oxidoreductase activity
Source: RefSeq, a predicted model, not a curated record